Chaetomium globosum CBS 148.51 is the source of this 231-nucleotide messenger RNA. RefSeq lists its product as uncharacterized. The transcript is spliced from 2 exons. The record is from RefSeq and is a predicted model, not a curated record. The coding region runs from base 1 to 231 and encodes 76 amino acids. NCBI's taxonomy places the organism in Eukaryota, Fungi, Ascomycota, Sordariomycetes, Sordariales, Chaetomiaceae.
AUGCCCACAGGAAGGAAAACGGGGCAAGACCCAGGUGCAGUGAAUCGUGUGCAUCGCGACGCCCGGCACCGGCACCGACCCGGAGACGAGGGCAGCAACGGCCCAGGCACUGGCCGGCCGGUCACCGGGGACGGCGGAGUGGAGGCGAUCAGGCUCGGGUACUCGCGCAGCCCCGAUGGCAUCGAGCUGAGUAGCCCAAGCCCAGCGGAAAUCACGAGACCGAAUAUGUAG